Messenger RNA from Vicugna pacos (alpaca), 3411 nucleotides. It is a transcript of the gene SCIMP, whose product is annotated as SLP adaptor and CSK interacting membrane protein. Lineage: Eukaryota; Metazoa; Chordata; Mammalia; Artiodactyla; Camelidae. Gene Ontology annotation, cellular component: immunological synapse; tetraspanin-enriched microdomain; membrane. The record is from RefSeq and is a predicted model, not a curated record.
CCCAAGGUCGCGUGUCCAGGAUCCCAUGGAGAUGGAUUGGUGGAGGAACAAUUUCUGGAUCAUCCUGGCUGUGGCCAUUGUCGUUGUCUCCAUGGGCCUGGGCAUCAUCAUGUUCUGUGUCUGUAGGAGUCUGUUUAGAAAAGGCAAGAAAUGGGAAAUUGUCAAGCCCUUGAAACAGAAGCAGAGAGAUGAAGAGAUGUAUGAGAAUGUUACCGAUCAAUUCUCAGUUCAAUUACCCCCUCUGCCACCCCGGGGUAAGCUUUCUCCAAAAGAUGCUCCCCCACAGGAAACCCCAAGUCAGCCACCAGCUGCCUACUCAUGUAAAAAAGUUAGAAAUAAGAAGACAGUUGCUGUCCCAAGUUAUAUUGAGCCUGAAGCUGACUACGAUGACAUUGAUAUCCCUGCAAAUACGGAAAACCAUCAUCGUGAAAAAAACGUUACUUCUUUUUGGCAAGCGGAAGAGGGUUCACACAGCUUAUUUUAAAACAGUCAAGAAUGGUUGAACUUCAGUAGGUACCCAGGUCCCGAAAGCCAGUGGUCCUGUUAUGAAGCUCUGUAAGAUAAGCACUUCCUGAAUCUUAGAAGAAGGGGCAGCAAUCCUGACUCAGCCCUGAGAAUGGAGAGGAGUCAGGCCUUGAACUUCUGCUGAGGGAGGCUCCAGGCGGAGGACCACUGGCUUCCAAGGCUCCUACCUGUGAGAAACUACUCAGUUCCUGGCACUUGUCCCCCUUUUCCCUCCCCUGUUUGUGUGGCUCUAAAUGAUCUCAAAUCUUGGCGUUGGACUGUGCAGAGCCUCCCAGUCUCCCAUCCCCAGCACAGCCCCCACCAAGCACAUGUCUUAUUCCCACGCACCCCAUCCACCUCACAUGUUGAGAGGCUGUGGGUGGCGGUUACAGCUGAGCACUCUUUUGCGCAAGUCACACGUCACGCCUUGUGCGUUGGUCAAGGGCAGGGGAGGACUUUUCGUUCUUGCAAAUCCUCCCCACCUACACAACCCCCGAACCCCCAGAGCCUCUCUGUGACCUUGGCAAGACUGACCACAGCGAUCCAAGUUCUCACCCAGGGCUCCUCCUGGGCUUCCCGCUGCACCAAACAAUCAACACAGGACAGAAGUCACCUUCUGGACCAAAGGACAGAAGUUACACAUGGAGCUGUCAUUUUGCAAUACAUGUAUUGGCGGAGCUACAGGAAAAAGGUUUCCCUGGGAAGAAUCAUGGGAACAGGAAAGAAAGGGGAGAUUAAAUGGCAGAUUCAAGAUGAGAGUUCUGGGGACUUAAUACCCUCCACCAUAAUUUUCAUUAUUGCUUCCUCCCUUGUGUAGAGUUCCAGGCAAACAGUGUCAUGCCCCUCCCUGCCUGACUCCUGUCCCUGAGCUGCUGGGAGGCAGCAGCUCCAGUGCGAUGUGCUGCAGCUAAUGAGAUGCCCGGCGAGUGGGCUGCUGUUCUGUCAAACAAGUACCCUAGUGGGGUCCCGAGGCCCGAGUCAGCUUUGUAGGCCCCUGAACCUCAUCAGUUCCUUCAAGUUCAUCUGCUGGAGCCUGAGGACUUGACACUUUCCCAAGCAGACUCACAGGAUGCUGAAUUCUAAGCAGACCCUGGGAAAUGCAGCGAACAGGCAUGCAGGGAGAGCGCCAUGAGCUGUGCAAAAGGCCCAGGAGCGUUCCUUGGACUGAGCUGCUGGACCCGUGGGGACAUGAGCACCCUCCCAGGUUCUCUCUUCCUAGACUCCAUGGAGACUUCCAGUUUCUCAUAGUACCUCCUUAUUUUAGGCCAGUGAUUCUUUACCUGUGGCCUUAUGGACCUCUGGUACUCCACUAUCCAAAGAGAGGACUUUUCCUAAAUUACAGAGAGAGAGAGAGAAAGAAAAAGGCUAAAGGAUGAAAUGUUUUACGUGCAUGCUUUCCUCUUACAAAUUCUCUGUAAACCAUCCACAUCUAUAGCAAAAGAUGAAAGCACAUACAAUCAAUGUUAACUCCUCCUUGGUUUCUGGGACACCAUCUUCUGGUCCUCCUCCUGCCUUUCUAGCCUGUAUCGGUCUCAUUUGUGAGCUUGCAUCUCUUGGAAACAUCUCUUCAAUGGUAGUCUUUCUCAGGGUCCUCAUCUCGCUCCUAACACUCAUGAGUGACCUCAUCAAUGCCCACGGGCUCAGUACCCCUCUUUUCUGAUGACUCCCAAUUGCAGGCUCCAGCUGAACUCUCUCUCCCCAGUUCCAGACCAUGUUGCCCCUGGACAUCGCCAUAUGCCUCUCCCACAGGCCCCUCAAGUUCAACAUACACAGAGGGAAUUAAUUACCCAACUCCACUUCCAAACUUCUUGUGCUCUGCUGUCUUCUUAGUUGGUGAACUCAGAAAUCAGCAUGGGUCUGGAGUCCUUUCCAGUGUUCCCCACCUCCUGUUGAUUGUGCCUCUCAAGUAGCUCUCUGAUCAGCCCACAUUUCUCAUUGGCUGUUCAGUUCCUAGGUCCUUGCCAGCACUUGGCAAGAGAACACCAGCAGCCUCCCAGUUGGCCUCCUACCUCUGGUGUCUCAGCCUGCAAUCCCCCUCCUACAUCGCAGCCAGUGACCUUGUAAAGUGAACAUCUGACCGCUUCAUCCCCUUGCUUAAAUCUCUUUACCCAUUAGCAUCAGAAAAAGCCCAAACUCCUUAAUCUGGGUUACCAGAUUUGUCAGGAUCUGGUCAGCAGUUAUCUCUUACCAAUCUCCUUCCCCACUGCCUUGUAACUGUACUCCCCCAGAGUUUUGCUCCAGCCAUUUCAAAUGACUUUGCCCAUGGCCUCUCUUGCCCCUAUGACUAUGCACAGUCCUGCCCCCACGGUCUGGAACAUUCUUCCCCACCUUUUGAUCCUUCCCAUCUCUGCUUAAAUCCUUGCCUCACCACUCCAAAUUCGGGUCCGGUGCCCUCAUAGAGGCUCCCCUCUCAUAGCAUUAGCAUGCUGUAAUUACCUGCUCACCUGUCUUUCUUCCCCACUAGACUGAAAGCAACACGAGGGCGGAGACUGUCUUUCCCCCACUGCUUUCUCUGUUCCUAGCACAGUGCCCUGGACCAUUGUAGAUGCUCAGUAAAUAUGCUGAAUAAACGAUCAAUUGAAUGAGUGAAUGAAUGACUCCUGGACUUGGCCCUGGAGAAACACUUCUCCUUCUGCAUUGUAACUGCCUGGUUACUUUUCCAUCCUCCUUCCUGAUCUGGGGGCUCCUUUUCAGUGGAAGCUCUCUGGCUAACUGCUAUAUUCCUAGUGUCCAGCUCAAACCCUGGCACAUAGUAGGCACCUGAUAAAUAUUUACUGAAUGUUGGACAUUUAUGGAAAAAUCUACCAGUCUGACAAAUCAUUUUCCUCUGGGUGUGUGUAACUUGGUUGAAAUUUUAUACUGGGUACCUGUAAUAAAACCGCAUUUUCUGCCAACAAAAUUUUUUCC